Molecule: messenger RNA, 2854 nt
Organism: Sus scrofa (pig)
Lineage: Eukaryota; Metazoa; Chordata; Mammalia; Artiodactyla; Suidae
Gene: EPAS1
Product: endothelial PAS domain protein 1
Biological process (GO): cellular response to hypoxia; regulation of transcription by RNA polymerase II
Cellular component (GO): transcription regulator complex; cytoplasm; nucleus
Molecular function (GO): DNA-binding transcription factor activity, RNA polymerase II-specific; protein dimerization activity; RNA polymerase II transcription regulatory region sequence-specific DNA binding
Source: RefSeq, marked provisional
CGCUUAGGAUCUUUAACACCUGCGAGGGCCACAGCGAAGGCAGCAGCUGCAGCCGCUACUGGUCCUGUAGCCCAGGUGCUCCGCGUCUCAAAGGGCCACAGCGACGAUGACAGCUGACAAGGAAAAGAAAAGGAGUAGCUCGGAGAGGAGGAAGGAGAAGUCCCGGGAUGCUGCCCGGUGCCGGCGGAGCAAGGAGACAGAGGUCUUCUACGAGCUGGCCCACGAGCUGCCCCUGCCCCACAGCGUGAGCUCCCACCUGGACAAGGCCUCCAUCAUGCGGCUGGCCAUCAGCUUCCUGCGCACACACAAGCUCCUGUCCUCAGUUUGCUCUGAAAAUGAAUCUGAAGCAGAAGCUGACCAGCAGAUGGACAACUUGUACCUGAAAGCCUUGGAGGGUUUCAUUGCCGUAGUGACCCAGGAUGGCGACAUGAUCUUUCUGUCGGAAAACAUCAGCAAGUUCAUGGGACUCACACAGGUGGAGCUAACAGGACACAGCAUCUUUGACUUCACUCACCCCUGUGACCAUGAGGAGAUCCGUGAGAACCUCAGCCUCAAAAAUGGCUCUGGUUUUGGGAAGAAAAGCAAAGACAUGUCCACCGAGCGGGACUUCUUCAUGAGGAUGAAGUGCACCGUCACCAACAGAGGCCGCACCGUCAACCUCAAGUCAGCCACCUGGAAGGUCCUGCACUGCACGGGCCAGGUGAAGGUCUACAACAACUGCCCCCCUCACAGCAGUCUCUGCGGCUGCAAGGAGCCGCUGCUGUCCUGCCUCAUCAUCAUGUGCGAGCCCAUCCAGCACCCGUCCCACAUGGACAUCCCCCUGGACAGCAAGACCUUCCUGAGCCGCCACAGCAUGGACAUGAAGACCUACUGCGACGACAGAAUCACAGAACUGAUUGGUUACCACCCCGAGGAGCUGCUCGGCCGCUCAGCAUAUGAGUUCUACCAUGCCCUGGACUCGGAGAACAUGACCAAAAGUCACCAGAACUUGUGCACCAAAGGGCAGGUGGUCAGCGGCCAGUACCGGAUGCUUGCGAAGCACGGGGGCUACGUGUGGCUGGAGACGCAGGGGACGGUCAUCUACAACCCCCGCAACCUGCAGCCUCAGUGCAUCAUGUGUGUCAACUACGUCCUGAGUGAGAUUGAGAAGAACGACGUGGUAUUCUCCAUGGACCAGACAGAGUCCCCGUUCAAGCCGCACCUGAUGGCCAUGAAUAGCAUCUUUGACAACAGUGGCAAGGUGCCUGUGUCGGAGAAGAGCAACUUCCUGUUCACCAAGCUGAAGGAGGAACCCGAGGAGCUGGCCCAGCUGGCCCCCACCGCGGGAGACACCAUCAUUUCUCUGGAUUUCGGAAACCCGACCUUCGAGGAGUCCUCAGCCUAUGGCAAGGCCAUCCUGCCCCCAGGCCAGCAGUGGGCUGGAGAGUUGAGAAGCCAUGGAGCCCACAGCGAGGCCGGGAGCCUGCCUGCCUUCACUGUGCCCCAGGCAGCCGCUCCGGGGAGCACCACUCCCAGUGCCACCAGCAGCAGCAGUUGUUCCACGCCCAGCAGCCCUGGAGACUAUUACACAUCUCUGAGUGAUGACCUGAAGAUUGAAGCGAUCGAAAAGCUCUUCGCCAUGGAUACAGAGGCAAAGGACCAGUGCAGCACCCAGACGGACUUCAAUGAGCUGGACCUGGAGACCCUGGCGCCCUACAUCCCCAUGGACGGGGAAGACUUCCAGCUCAGUCCCAUCUGUCCCGAGGAGAGCCUGCUGCCGGAGAACCCGCAGCCCACCCCCCAGCACUGCUUCAGCACCAUGACAAACAUCUUCCAGCCACUGGCCCCCGGGGCCUCCCACAGCCCCUUCCUCCUGGACAAGUAUCAGCAGCAGCUGGAAAGCAAGAAGAUGGAGUCUGAGCAGCGGCCCGUGUCCCUCAUCUUCUUUGACAGCGGGAGCAAGGUGUCCCUGCCACCGUGCUGUGGUCAGACGUGCACCCCUCUCUCCUCCAUGGGGGGCAGAUCCAACACACAGUGGCCCCCUGACCCACCGUUACAUCUGGGCCCCACGAAGUGGCCUGUUGAAGAUCAGCACACGGAGCCCUUGGGGACAUCGCCACUGGGGCCCCCCAUCGCCACGCCCCAUCUCUCCAUGUUCAAGAAGAGGUCUGCAAAGGGCUUCGGACCUCAGGGCCCAGACGUGAUGAGCCCGGCCAUGGUCGCCCUGUCCAACAAGCUGAAGCUGAAGCGUCAGUUGGAGUAUGAGGAGGAGCAAGCCUUCCAGGACAUGAGCGGGGGGGACCCACCAGGCAGCAGUGCAUCACAGUUGAUGUGGAAAAGGAUGAAGAGUCUCAGGAGCAGUGGGAACUGCCCUCUGAUGCCGGACAAGCUGCUGAGUGCAAACAUCCCCACUGACAAGUUCAUCCAAACUCCCAUGAGGGGCCUGAGCCAGCCGCUGAGACACUUAGCACCGCCCCAGCCGCCGUCUGCCGUGAGCCCCAGGGAGGACGCCAAGGGCAGCUUCCCCCCGCAGUGUUACGCCCCCCAGUACCAGGACUACAGCCUCCCCGCAGCUCACAAGGUGUCAGGCAUGGCAAGCCGGCUGCUCAGACCCUCGUUUGAGGCCUACCUGCUGCCCGAACUGACCCGAUAUGACUGUGAGGUGAACGUUCCUGUCCCGGGAAGCUCCACGCUCCUACAAGGAGGGGACCUCCUCAGAGCCCUGGACCAAGCCACCUGAGCCAGGGCCGCCACCGGGAGCACCCUUCCCACGCCGUCCCACCAGCUUCACAUUUUCUGUCUGUUUUUUGCAACUAGGUAAUUCUAACACCAACACACUUUUUACAAGAUAUACUUACCUGGCACACUUGCCCAG